Molecule: messenger RNA, 594 nt
Organism: Cutaneotrichosporon cavernicola
Lineage: Eukaryota; Fungi; Basidiomycota; Tremellomycetes; Trichosporonales; Trichosporonaceae
Exons: 2
Coding region: 1-594 (197 amino acids)
Source: RefSeq, a predicted model, not a curated record
AUGAGCGCUACACUCUCCACCACCGUUACCAACUCUGACGCUGCCGCGCCCACCAAGGGCCCCCCUGCCACGGCUGAGACUUCCAAGGCAGCCGAGGCGCGUCCCAAGCUCUCGCCGUCCGAGGCGUACGCUUGGAACGCGGCGUGGAAGGGCAUGGAGCGGUUCCACAACUCGCACAAACGGACGUUCACCAACUCGUACGAGCAUGCAUCCGACUAUGCCGAUGUUGGUUACUCGCUCAAGGCGUUCCUGCGCGAGAGUUACAACCUCGUCAUCCAUCUUGGCAACCACCACUCUAUUGAAGAGGCAUACAUCUUCCCGCUGCUUGCGCACAAGCACCCGGCGUUCCGUGACGGUGCAGAGCACAAGGCCGACCAUGCGGCGAUCCACGACGGCCUCGAGCGAUACCAGGAGUUCCUCCGUGCUUGUAUGAUGGACGACACCAAGUACUCGCCCGAGAAGAUGCGUGAGAUCCUUGACAGCUUCCGUGAGCCGCUGUUCCGCCACUUGGACCAGGAAGUCGAGGACCUCAAGCCCGAGACACUUUGGAAGCACGGCUUUACGAUCGACGAGAUCCGUCGUCUGCCCUUUUAG